Phyllotreta striolata is the source of this 3342-nucleotide messenger RNA. The record is from the annotation of a GenBank genome assembly. NCBI's taxonomy places the organism in Eukaryota, Metazoa, Arthropoda, Insecta, Coleoptera, Chrysomelidae.
AUGGAUGAAACAGUUGAAGACACGGCCCCCUACGAUGAGGAUAUUGCUAAUAGACCGAGUUUGGGCUCUUUGGGCUCUGAUGCAGAUUACGAUGAUGAGUUGGGAGUUCCGGGUUCAAUUAAAUUGGUGGAUAUUGGUGAUGGUCCCGUUGCCAUUGAACAUUCAGAUGAUGAACUCGAAGAAGAACACAUAGAAACCCUUGACUUCAAUACAACAUUGAACUAUAAGAGAUUCUCGUCCUUUCAUCGCAACGUCUUCAUACCCGGUCUCGAUGUAACAGUUUCGAUAACAGACUACGAAAGAAAUCUCACCUCGCAUAUGCUCAAUCCCAACUUGUACACAAUUUCGUUGAAACACGGCAAUUUUACGUGGCAAAUUAAAAAAAGGUACAAACAAAUCCAGCAUCUCCAUCAGCAACUGGUUUUGUUCAGGACGAGCUUGAACAUACCGUUUCCCAGCAAGACGCAUAAGAACAAGAGAAAAACCCUGAAAAACUCCGGUAAAAUUAAAGGAAAACGGAAAAGCGCAUUGCCCAGAUUUCCAAAGAAACCCGAAGUUUUAGUAUCUUACGAUAGAAUUGGGAAUCGAAUGAAACAAUUGGAAAGCUACCUAAAUAAUUUACUCUCCAUAACCAUUUACAGAAAUCAUCCAGCCACUAUAGAGUUUCUAGGAGUAUCUCAUUUAUCGUUCAUCGAAGGGCUAGGACUCAAAGGACUAGAAGGUUUCAUCAAGAAGCGAACAGGAAGCACUCACCCCGGACAAACCGGUUGCGGUUGUUUCGGUCUAUCCCAUUGCUCAUGCUGCAUAAGAUUCCAGCACUUCUUCACCGAUAUCAUCUGCCUGAGGUACCAACGACGGUGGUUCUUCAUAAAAGACACGUUCUUCGGCUACAUAAACCCCGACAACGGCAUAGUGAAAGCCGUCAUUCUCUUCGAUCAGGGCUUCGAAGUGGCCACGGGCAUGUACUCGCUAGGUUUGCGCAACGGUUUUCAAAUCCAGACGCUCAGCAGGCAGAUCGCCUUCCAGUGCUCGUCGCAGAGGCAGAGCAAAGAGUGGAGCCAGAAGCUCAAAGAGGUCGCUUCCACGUCGGCUAGAGAAUUCGUGCAAUUCAACAGAUUUCGCUCGUCCGCUCCGAUAAGAACGAACGUGACGGCUUCCUGGUUUGUCGACGGUUGCUCCUACCUGGCAACCGUUGCGGAAGCCAUGGAGAACGCCAAGGAGGAAAUAUUCAUAACGGAUUGGUGGCUGAGUCCGGAGAUUUACCUCAAGCGACCGGCCCUCGUCGGCGAUUACUGGCAGUUGAAUAAACUGUUGGAACGAAAAGCGGACGCCGGCGUUAGGAUCUACGUUUUGCUGUACAAAGAGGUGGAAAUGGCGUUGGGUUUGAACAGCUACUACAGCAAGCAGAAACUGACGGCUUCAUCGCCUAAUAUUAAAGUCCUCCGGCAUCCCGAUCACGCCACGGCUGGGGUUUUCCUGUGGGCGCAUCACGAGAAGAUGGUGGUGGUAGAUCAAACGUACGCCUUCGUAGGCGGCAUUGAUCUCUGCUACGGGAGAUGGGACGAUCACAAACACAGAUUGGUGGAUUUGGGCAGCGUAUCGGUGAAUCAAGACGUUUCGCAUAUGAAGAAGAAAACGUCUAGCAUGCCCAAUGGCGAGGCGUUUUACCCCAUUCCAGCGCCGUAUUAUCAAUGCAAUCCGGGUUUGAGUACGAUGGAGAAAGUAGAAAACGAAAAAAACAUUCACGCCGCCGACGAUUUGCCCCAAUUGGCCCCGGGGGAUCACUUACUGAUGCCGGACACGACUGGAAAAGAGAAGGUGAAAAUUAACACGCCGCGACCGAACAGAAGACACACGUUUCUGGAUAACAUCAAAACUAAAGGGAAAGAGCUGAUGCAUUUGGUCUACACGCCUCACGAGUUCGACCAGCCCGAACCGGAAUCGCCUCCCGACGAAAAGGACAAAGUGGACGGUCAAACGCCCGAGGAGAUGAUCGAUGGGUUGGACGGGUCGCCGAAAUUCUGGAUCGGAAAAGAUUACGUGAACUUCAUCGUUAAGGAUUUCACUAAUUUGGAAUCGCCAUUCGACGAUUUCAUCAAUAGAUCGACCACCCCGAGAAUGCCCUGGCACGAUAUCGGUGUGUGCGUGCAAGGCGACGCUGCUAGAGACGUUGCCAGGCAUUUUAUACAGAGAUGGAACGCGGUGAAACUGGAAAAGGCCAAGAAGAACCCCUCUUACCCGUUUCUAAUGCCGAAGAGCUACAACGGCUACAAGACGUUGCCCAUAGCUUUCCCGAAUGGUACUCAAAAAGUCACCGUGCAGUUUCUACGAAGCGUAAGUUGCUGGUCGAUCGGUUUCUUCGAGGCCGAUGCCGUCGAGCAGAGUAUACACGAAGCAUACAUAGAUACAAUAACAAAAUCCCAGCAUUAUAUCUACAUAGAAAAUCAGUUUUUCAUCAGUUUAGCGUGCGACAAUCCUUAUACCAAAAAUCAAGUGGGCGAGGCGCUGUAUAAGAGAAUCUUGAGAGCCCACAAGGCGAAAGAAACUUUCCGGGUGUACGUCGUGAUGCCUUUGUUGCCCGGAUUCGAAGGCGAGGUCGGGGGACCCACCGGGACUUCAUUACACGCCAUUACUCAUUGGAAUUACGCCUCGAUCUCUCAAGGGAAAGAUUCGAUUCUAAACAGAUUGAAAGCAGCGGGGAUAGCCGAUCCGUCCGAGUACAUAACUUUCUAUGGACUCAGAAACCACAGCCGUCUCAACGGAGAGCCCAUAACCGAGUUGAUUUAUGUCCAUUCGAAGCUGAUGAUCGUCGAUGAUAAAACCGUCAUCUGCGGAUCAGCCAAUAUCAAUGAUAGAUCGUUGAUCGGCAAGCGGGACUCGGAAGUCGCCGUCAUUAUUGAGGAUGAAACGUUUGAAGACGGUCUGAUGAACGGCAAUUCGUUUCCUAGUGGAAAAUUCGCCGGUGGUUUGCGAAAGUACUUGUUCAAAGAGCAUCUCGGUUUGCUAGAUUCCAACAACGAUGUAUUCGAAAUAGAUGUAACCGAUCCGGUGGCGGAGCGUUUCUAUAAGGGCGUUUGGUACGAUACGGCUAGUUUAAAUACGGAGUUUUACGAAAAGAUUUUCCAUUGCUUGCCAACGGAUAGCGUGGAGAGUUUCGCCGAUUUGAGGAGGAAUCACGAUGAGAAGCCGCUGUGGAUCGAGGAGUUGUCCAAGGCGGAGAAAAUGUUGGAAACCAUUCAGGGGCAUUUGGUGUUGCUUCCGCUGAAUUUUCUUAGCAAGGAAAAUCUAAUGCCUGCUGCAAAUUCUGUUGAAGGUUUUUUGCCUACCUCUUUGUGGACAUGA